This is a messenger RNA of Ictalurus furcatus (blue catfish), 2257 nucleotides long. RefSeq names its product src substrate protein p85. Gene Ontology annotation, cellular component: focal adhesion; site of polarized growth; actin filament. Gene Ontology annotation, biological process: regulation of actin filament polymerization. Lineage: Eukaryota; Metazoa; Chordata; Actinopteri; Siluriformes; Ictaluridae. The transcript is spliced from 17 exons. Bases 154 to 1722 code for a protein of 522 amino acids. Gene Ontology annotation, molecular function: actin filament binding. The record is from RefSeq and is a predicted model, not a curated record.
CAAGGUGGGGGUGGAAUCGGUUGGGAAUACGGGUGGGAAAAACUACACCUCUCGCCAACGUUUCGACCAUUUUCAGCGUUCAGUGGUUACAACCCAGUCUGUUCAUUUUCUUUUCGCUUUUUGCAGAGGUUGGAAGGAAAUUGAAGAAAAGCGAUGUGGAAAGCAGCAGCUGGUCGUUCCGUCUCUGUUACCGUUGACGACGGUCCUGAUGACUGGGAGACAGAUCCUGACUUUGAGAAUGAUUUGACUGAGAAAGAGCAGCGAUGGGGAGCGAAAACGGUGGUGGGUUCUGGACAUCAGGAGCACAUCAACAUCCACGAGCUUCGUGAGACGGUGUCGUGUGAGCACAGUGAUCUGAAACAGCGGGAGCUGGAUACCAUGCCCAAAGCUUCGCAUGGUUAUGGAGGGAAGUUUGGUGUUCAGGAGGACCGAAUGGACAAGUCAGCUGUGGGUCACGAGUAUCAGAGUAAACUGUCGAAGCACUGCUCCCAGACAGACACGUCUAAAGGCUUCGGGGGUAAAUUUGGAGUUCAGAGUGACCGUGUGGACCAGUCUGCUGUAGGGUUCGAGUAUGCUGGGAAAACAGAGAAACAUGCCUCACAGAAAGAUUACACCAGUGGUUUUGGGGGUCGGUAUGGUGUUCAGACUGAUCGUGUGGACGAGAGCGCUGUAGGCUUUGAUUAUCAGGGAAAAACAGAGAAACACGAAUCCCAGAAAGAUUAUGCUAAAGGAUUCGGUGGGAAAUAUGGAGUGGAAACUGAUAAAGUGGACAAAAGUGCCGUGGGCUUUGAGUACCAUGGCAAAACGGAGAAACACGAGUCACAGAAAGACUACGUGAAGGGCUUUGGAGGAAAGUUUGGUGUGCAGACGGACCGUGUGGAUAAAUCCGCUCUUGGCUGGGACCAUCAGGAGAAACUGCAGCUUCACGAGUCUCAGAAAGAUUAUAAGCGUGGGUUUGGAGGGAAAUACGGGGUGGAGGUUGAGAAGCAGGAUCAGUGCGCACUUGGCUUUGACCACAAAGAGAGUCUGGCUAAGCACGAGUCUCAACAAGAUUACUCCAAAGGGUUUGGAGGGAAGUUUGGAGUGCAAGAGGACCGAAUGGACAAGAGUGCAGGAACAUUUGAGGAUGUUGAGAAACCCACUGCUGCUUACCAAAGGACCAAACCAGUAGAAGCAGUCGGGAGAGGAACCGGAAGCAUUAAGGCUCGUUUUGAGAAUCUGGCCAAGCAGAACGAGGAAGAGGACAAGAAACGGGCACAGGAGGAGCGAGCCAGACGACAAGCCAAGGAGAAGCAGGAGCAAGAGGAAGCCCGCAGAAAGGAGGUGAGUACCAAAGCUAAGGAUCCUUCCCCUCAGCCCAGCCCCACCUCCACCACUCAGACCCACCAGUAUCAGAUUCCUGAUUCACACAAGAAGACAGAGGAGACCGAGGAGCACGUGUAUGAGGUAGAGCCGAGCACAGAGCACGAGGAGCUCUACCAGACCCCAGAUGAGGAUGAGCAGUACCAGGCUGCAGAUACUCAGUCUUAUGAUUAUGGCGAGGACCUGGGAGUGACUGCUGUGGCUCUAUAUGAUUAUCAAGCUACCGGUGAUGACGAGAUCUCCUUCGACCCCGAUGACAUCAUCACCAACAUUGAGAUGAUUGACGAGGGCUGGUGGAGGGGCGUGUGCAGGGGGGCUUACGGACUUUUCCCAGCCAAUUAUGUUGAAGUCCGGCAGUAAGCCCUGCCCAUCAGCCUUGCCCAACUCCCUGGAGGAGAAGGGAUCUCCUUUGCACACCUUUCCAUUUGUAUCCCUUUCGUUUUCCUUCGCCUCACUGCGAUGCUUUCGGCAUCCUCAGGUCUUGCUCCUCUCUUCCUACUUUAUCCAUUCCCCUUUUCUUUGCCCAAGAAUAAGCCCUGCUGUAUCCCUAUUCCUGAGCAAAAUCCUUCCUUCAUUGUCACACGUUUUCCUCUCCUUGUUGUUCCUGUUAACAUUUAACAAUAGUGUAGUCCACGAUGGCACCAAAAUGCAACAUAAUUGAUCAACUGGGAUACAAUCUUGGCUUCGGGUUUUAUUGAUUGCGUACAUGCAAGUGUGUGAAGAUGCGAGGACUUCUAACAGAUGGUAAAUUUUGGAAGGGUUGGUGGAAGAUUUGGUGUAAAGAACCCAAAAAAAAAAAGAUGUGUAUUAGAAAGGGAAUGCUGUACAUUUUUGGGUGGAGAGGCAAAUAUAUGGAUUUGAAUUCCUGCCCAAAGUACAUUAAUGCAAUCCAAAA